CUGGUUUUUAUCACAUUUUUUAUUAAAAAAAAAAAGGGACAAAUUCUUCUGGAUUCACAGCUCUAGGACUUGUUGCCUCUGCGGCGGACUAUGACCCCUCGGGGGACAAUUUGGCCGAAGCGGCGGAAAUGGGAAUGGGGGGAAAAGACAAGGAGGCCGAGGCAGAAGUGGCGGCAACUGACACGGUGGCUCAGGCGGGUAGGGACAGGGAAGACGUGGCGGCAGCGGCGGCGGCGGAGGCGGUGUCACAGGAUGUGGGGACUCCCCGGCAGCACUGCAGCGGGAAGCGGCACCGGGUCCCACACGACCCGCAGUUGUUGACGUCCGACGUGACCUCCACGCACCGGUUCCGGCAGCAUUGCCGCCGCCGCUGCCCGCCGGAUUCGCUCGCGCUGCAUACCCAUGGCCUGGUCCCACACCCAGCUUCCCUCUGGUUUUUCUCCCCUGCUGCUGCUACUCUCUUCAGCCAGGGAGACGACGACGACAACGGAUUCGUUGCGGCAGAUGUUUGGAGGAUAGACACCAAAUGAAGUAGUAUCACUACAUGCAUCUUACUUGGGUUGUUUUCUAAGUUUUCUUCAUUAAAAUAAGCAGAACUGACUAUUGGUUGUAUACCAUAUAUAUAUAGUCUAACACUCCCUUAAAUAGGACUCUUUGAGGUUUAGAGGGAUUUAUGAGAUUUAAAAAAAUUCAUCUGUCUAUAAAAAGUUUUGUUUUUUUGUCGACUCAAAAAAUGUCUCAUGAAAGAAAAUAAGAAAGGGGUGUUAUAUUA
Molecule: messenger RNA, 772 nt
Organism: Cuscuta campestris
Lineage: Eukaryota; Viridiplantae; Streptophyta; Magnoliopsida; Solanales; Convolvulaceae
Source: the annotation of a GenBank genome assembly